AUGAGAGAGUUCUUUGCUUAUAGGAUGCAGGAUAGGGACACCAAAUUCUCUCUAAUCCUUAAUGCGAGGAGGUUGUAUCAGCAGUUUAUAGUCGAUGCAUACACAAUGAUUGAAAGCGAGCGGCUAAACUACAUAAGAUUUCAGCAAACCAAAUUACGAUGCGAAUCCUUUAACAGCCUAAGAAGUGUUCAGCAAGGUGGCCAGACUGAUCUGUCUCAUACUGGAAAACCUGUGAUAUUACCGUCUUCGUUUACUGGUGGAGCUCGAUAUAUGAUGCAAAAUUACCUUGAUGCUAUGGCUUUAUGUAGGAAGUAUGGGUAUCCUGAUUUUUUCAUAACUAUCACCUGUAAUCCGAAAUGGCCCGAGAUGGUAAGGUUUAUUGGUGACACAUCAGUUAAGCCUGAAGACAGACCCGACAUUCUUUGUAGACUGUUUAAGAUGAAGCUUGAUGCAUUGAUAAAAGACCUUAAGGAAAAAAAAUUUCUUGGCGAUAUUAAUGCUGUUGUUUACACCGUUGAAUUUCAAAAGCGUGGUCUGCCACAUGCUCAUCUAUGUGUUUUUAUGAAAGCUGAUCAUAAGGUUCCAACUGUUGAACAUAUUGAUCCUUUUAUCUCAGCUGAGAUUCCUGAUAAAAAUGAAGACCCUGAAUUAUAUUCUCUGGUCUGUGAGUUCAUGAUUCAUGGUCCAUGUGGACAUGCUAACUUGAAAUGUCCAUGCAUGGUAGGAAACCGUUGUUCUAAGAAUUUUCCAAAGAAGUUUUUGGAGGCUACAUCUGUUGAUUCAGAUGGAUUUCCGCUUUAUAGGCGAAGGGACGAUGGUCACACGGUUGUUAAGAAGGGUGUGACAUUGGACAACAGGAGCGUCGUUCCAUACAACAAAAGGCUUCUUAGAAGAUAUCAGGCGCACAUCAAUGUGGAGUGGUGCAAUCAGGAGAUACCGAAAGAUGAAAUAAAAGAAUAUUACGAGGCAAGAUAUGUUUCUGCAUGUGAAGCAAGUUGGAGAAUAUUUGCAUGUGAAGUUCACUAUCGGUAUCCAUCUGUUAUGAGGUUACCAUUUCAUCUUCCAGACCAGCAGAAUGUAGUUUUCAGUGGUGAAGAUGAUAUUGAAAAUGUGCUAAACAAACCUCAGGUCAAUUCAUCUAUUUUUUUGGAGUGGAUGAACAUGAACAAAAAACCUGAAACAACGAAACUUACGUAUGUUGAGUUUCCAUCAAAGUAUGUUUGGAAGUUAAAGGAUCGUUGCUGGCAGCCGCGAAAAAAUUAUGUUGUUGUUGGAAGACUUUAUUCAGUUUCUCCUUCCCUUGGUGAAGCUUAUUACCUUAGAAUUAUUCUAACCAAAGUCAAGGGUCCACGAUCUUUUGAAGAAAUUAGAACCUAUGAUGGUGUUGUUUAUCCUACUUUUAGGGAUGCAUGUUAUGCGCGUGGCCUAUUAGACGAUGACAACGAAUACAUUGAGUGUAUUAAAGAGGCCAGUUUUACAGGAAAUGGUCAUUAUUUUCGUUCAUUGUUCGGUACACUCCUUUUGUCUAAUACUCUAUCAAGACCAGAAAUUGUUUGGGAAAAGACGUGGGAGUUUUUGUCGGAGGACAUUUUACACAAUAUGCGGAAGGAUUCUGGGUUAAGUGGUUUUGCUGUCUCUGACGAGCGUUUAAAGAAUAUUACUUUGUCUAAAAUUCAAAACUAUCUUAUCCGUAAUGGAUCCAGCUUGCAUAGAUUCUCACCGAUGCCUGUUCCAGAUGAAGAUUCUACAUUAUAUGAGGCUAAUCGUCUAAUAAAUGAGGAGCUUUCUUGGGAUAAGGACGAAGUUAGCGCUGAAUUCAAUAAGCUUCAUAAUUCUUUAAAUGAUGACCAAAGAGCAGUGUAUAACGAGAUUAUGAGUGUUGUUGGACGUGGGAAAGGUGGUGUUUUUUUUGUGUACGGUUACGGUGGUACGGGUAAGACAUUUCUUUGGAAAACUUUAGCUGCUUCCAUAAGAUGCAAUGGGCAUAUUGUUGUUAAUGUUGCUUCAAGCGGGAUUGCAUCGCUGUUGUUGUCACGAGGCCGUACCGCCCAUUCAAGAUUUCAUAUUCCGGUUAAUCUUACUGAAGAUUCCGUUUGUCAUAUCAAACCUAAUUCUGAAAUCGCUAAUCUUAUAAACGAAGCGAAGUUGAUUAUUUGGGACGAAGCACCGAUGGUACACAAACAUGCUUUUGAAGCUCUUGAUCGUACAUUGAAAGAUGUUUUGAGUGUCUCCGAUUCACGUAAUUCUGAACUUCCCUUUGGUGGAAAGACUAUUGUUUUCGGUGGUGACUUUAGGCAAAUCUUACCGGUUGUACAAAACGGCACAAGGCAAGACAUUGUACACGCCUCUUUAUGUUCAUCUUACAUUUGGUCCACUUGCAAGGUUUUAAAAUUGACCCGUAACAUGCGUUUAUCAGUUGGAAGCAGUAGUUCAAACAUUGAUGAGAUAAACGAUUUUGCCAAAUGGCUUCUUGAAAUUGGUGAAGGCAAUAUUGGUGAUGGUAACGAUGGCGAUUCAACUAUAGAAAUACCAAAGGAUCUUUUAAUCACCGAUUCAACUGAUCCAAUUCAAAGCUUGAUUGACUUUGUGUAUCCAUCAGUUCUUAACCGUUUUAAAGAUCGUGACUACUUUUCUGAAAGAGCCAUACUUGCUCCUAAAAAUGAGGUUGUACAUGGUAUCAAUGAUCGUUUGCUUACAUUAUUUCCCGGUGAAGAAGUAGAGUAUCUUAGCUCAGAUACUCUAUGCCCAACUGAGGAAAUUAAUGAUCCAUUACACCAAGAUCUGUAUAAUCCUGAUGUGUUAAAUAGUUUGAUAGUUUCUGGCUUACCCAAUCAUAGAUUGGUGUUAAAGUUGAGUGUCCCAGUCAUGCUUUUGAGGAAUAUUGAUCAGCAGAAUGGGUUAUGCAAUGGUACACGUCUUCAGAUCACGCGUCUUGGAAAACGUGUUAUCGAGGCUGAGAUACUAUCUGGAGGUAAUGUUGGUUCAAGAACUUACAUUCCCAGAAUUAGCAUGAUACCUUCAGACAAGAAAAUACCUUUCAAAUUUCAACGAAGGCAGUUUCCCAUAACCGUCUGUUUUGCCAUGACUAUUAACAAAAGUCAAGGGCAGUCUCUUUCCAGAGUUGGUCUGUACCUAAGAGACCCCGUUUUCUCACAUGGUCAGCUUUAUGUUGCGUUGUCGAGAGUAAAGACAAGAGAUGGCGUGAAGCUUUUAAUAUCUGACAAAGAUGGAAGUCCAACGAAUAAAACUAAAAAUGUUGUUUACAAAGAAAUAUUUGGAAAGUUAUAG
Molecule: messenger RNA, 3288 nt
Organism: Helianthus annuus (common sunflower)
Lineage: Eukaryota; Viridiplantae; Streptophyta; Magnoliopsida; Asterales; Asteraceae
Exons: 4
Coding region: 1-3288 (1095 amino acids)
Biological process (GO): telomere maintenance; DNA repair
Molecular function (GO): DNA helicase activity
Source: RefSeq, a predicted model, not a curated record